AUGGCGUCCGCACUCGCCCUUCACCUCGCAUGCGCUCCGCUCGCUUCUCUCGCCAUCGCUUGCACCCCGUCCAGCACUCCGCCGCAAUUCGCGACCGCGCGUCACGCCACCAUAGUCGCGACUCGUCCUGCGUCCGCUCGUGAUCUGCCUCGUCGAAGAUACCGCGUCGGCCUCGCUCGCGCCGCCAACGACGGCGCGCCAGCGGUCACGAGCGUGUCAGUGGGCGAGGCGCGUGAGCUGGUGGCGGCAGGCCACACGUACCUGGACGUGCGAACGCCAGAGGAGUUCCGGGCAGCACAUGUGGAGGGAGCAGUGAACAUCCCCUUCAUGCUCAAGUCGCCCUCAGGCAUGGUGAAGAACGAUGCCUUUGUCGCUGACGUCAAGUCACAAUUCGAUGAGGACACUCCACUCGUCGUGGCCUGUCAGGGAGGGGUGCGAUCCAUCCGGGCUGCUGCAGAGCUGCAGAAUGCGGGCUUCUCGGGCAUCACGGACAUGCUCGGGGGCUUUGCAGCCUGGCAGCAGAAGGGCUUCCCCUCUGUCUUCUGA
Closterium sp. Naga37s-1 is the source of this 546-nucleotide messenger RNA. The record is from the annotation of a GenBank genome assembly. Lineage: Eukaryota; Viridiplantae; Streptophyta; Zygnematophyceae; Desmidiales; Closteriaceae.